Puccinia triticina is the source of this 1806-nucleotide messenger RNA. RefSeq lists its product as uncharacterized. Gene Ontology annotation, molecular function: oxidoreductase activity; FAD binding. The coding region runs from base 1 to 1806 and encodes 601 amino acids. The record is from RefSeq and is a predicted model, not a curated record. Lineage: Eukaryota; Fungi; Basidiomycota; Pucciniomycetes; Pucciniales; Pucciniaceae. The transcript has 8 exons.
AUGAUGAGCUCAUAUUUCUUAAUCUACAUCUUGUGUUUUGCUCUCAAGGAUGCCUUGCAAGCUACAGGCUUGACGAUUGCGGGUGCUCACAGAUAUCCUGGUUCGAUCCAGACGUAUUACAAGCCUGUCAGUCGGCGCUUGUCGUUGUGCAAAGAUGGUCUUUUGCCCGGCCACUCUUACUUCCUCGCUCAUGCCACCCUGAUCACGGAUGGUCUCGUUGCCACCAGGCCUGCUACUCAGUUAGAUUCUUGCUCCAGUCCUGGCAAGGGGGACGCCACUACGCGAAGCCAUGGCUCGUUCAGAGAGUGCAUUCGUUCCACGCUUGGCGCGUCCGAGUCCUUUUCCUCGAAGGCCGUCUUUCCAGAGGAUCCGGCCUAUCCCGUUUCUACCCUUACUUACAACGUAGCCAUCCAACAUCAUGCAUCGGCCGUUGUCUACGCGGCCUCCGCGGAGGAUGUGUCGGAAGCCGUCAAGUGCGCUGCAGAAUUCAGAGUGCCGGUGGUUGCCCGCACUGGCGGUCACUCCUAUGCUAGUUUUAGCUCCUCUCCACACGGCUUGAUAAUCGACGUCACCAACCUUAAAGGCUUCUCAUUCGAGACAGACCAUGUCGGACAAGUAGCUGAAAAGGUAACAUUCGGCGCCGGAUUGCGUUUGGGAGACUUAGAUAUGGAGCUCCAAGACCACGAACGGGCCGUACCCCAUGGCGUAUAUCCCUAUAUCGGAGUCUCGGGACAUGCUACGUGUGGAGGGUUUGGAACGGCCUCUAGGAUGUGGGGACUGUUUUCUGAUCUCGUCGUUGAAUUGGAGGUGGUCUCCGCCAAUGGAACGAUUGUGAAAGCCUCGGAGAAGACAAACGCAGAUCUAUUCUUUGCAAUGAGAGGGGCAGGCCCUUCUUUUGGAAUUAUCACUGCAUUGACGAUGAGAACCCAAGAAGCACCCAGAAGUGUGAUCCUAUUCGAGAUCGGCUACGAAUUCCCUAAUCCAGAUUCCGCAGCCGCGACUCUCAACCAUUUCCAGAGCUGGGGUCGGAAGUCUGCCCCAUCGCAAUUAGGCAUCCGCUGGUCGGUCAAGCUCCAGCAUGAGCCGAACGAUCCAAAGAAAAUCGGCCUCGCGUGGAAGCUCCAAGGAAGCUUUUUUGGCCGCACGGCAAGGUUCAAUAGGACUAUCAAUAGGCUCACCAAAGACUUCAGCGUGAAGGGCGAGUUUUUGUCUAUCCAGCGCCUCGAUUGGUUGGAGAGCGUUCGUGCUCUCGGCGGCAAUCAACCGUUGAGCUCAGAAGGAAUCGACCCCAGUAAUACUAAUGUGAGCUACUACGCCAAGUCGUUCGUCGUCAGGGAUGCCAAUCCCUUGACCUACUCUCAAUGGACGAGCGUGAUGAAGAAGCUAUACGGGAUUGCGUCGGCGGUCAAAAGAUCGGAGCGAUUAGAUUGGUUCCUAGAAAUCGACUUGGUGGGUGGUCGCUACCAAGGACAAGAGACCGGUGUGCGAGGCUCGGGAAGCACGACAAGCUCGUUCGGACCGCGAGACGCACUCCUGCUCUUUCAAAUGGCCGGCUAUGGUCCCAAGGGCGCAAGUUUAGAGCAUGGCCGUCUGAUGGAACCCACCAAGAGAACCUCGCAGCAGAUAUAUGACGCUCUGGGAGGCGGCCGCAAAGAACUGACCGGGUUCAAUUGCUAUGUGGAUUCCGAAUUUUCAGCUGAAAGGGCUCAUCGCGAAUACUUCGGCGACAAGAAUACCGCGAUCCUGAGGGAGCUCAAGAACGUGUGGGAUCCUGCUCGGGUGUUUAAUCACCCCCAUAGCUUUUGA